Molecule: messenger RNA, 949 nt
Organism: Colletotrichum navitas
Lineage: Eukaryota; Fungi; Ascomycota; Sordariomycetes; Glomerellales; Glomerellaceae
Exons: 1
Coding region: 152-706 (184 amino acids)
Source: RefSeq, a predicted model, not a curated record
AUUAUGCAAUAUGCACGUUGGCUAAGGCGGUUAAGCAAGCUGCUGCAGCCCGCUUCACUACAUCUAAUUCUACGAUAAAUGGACCCUCACGGGUUGUUGGCUACUCCCAGUGCUACUCUUGCUGCAUCCGCAUGCAUUAUCGCGAAGAAACAUGAGUGGCCAGCCUUCUGCCACUAAUCUUCCCCUCAUCAUAUGUUGGGACUUAUCAGUGCGGCAGAAACCGAAAACACAUGGUUGCCUCACGGAUCAACGGUUCCUCGACUCUCUAUUUGAUCCAGUAGAACAGGCUUCCUCGUCCGAUCUCCCGACCAAACCUUCAUACAGUAGCAAUAUUAGUUCGUUGCAAGCCGUCAACUCCAGGCAACUCCAGGCGGCAUCCACAACUCUCAACCCCACUCGUACGCCCGCUCGCUUGCUCGCCCCUGCUUUUUUUUUUUUCCUUUUCUUUUUUUCUUCUUUUUUUCCCUUCAGAAAUUGUUUCGGUAGAUCACGAAGUGCAACAACGAGGGAGUUAAUUGCAGCUGAUAUACCGUUCCGUCCUCAUGACCAUCUUUGUCUCAACAGAAAUCUGUCUAGCUGGUCAAGACCUUUCAAUUUACCGCAGCAGCGACAAGAUGAUGCUCAACAACUGUCAUGGUGCGGGACGAUAGGUCUGUGGCAGAGAAGUCGCUCACCGAAACUCAUGCAUGGCGUUAAGGUGCAAUAAUGCGUGUGUAUUACCGAUGGCCGCAUCAUGGGGACGUGGGCGACAUAUCAUUGCAGUUUCGGGCACAGCAAGCUCCUCUCGGAGGCACUCUGCCGCCGAGUUCCGAUUGGCACAUGGAUACCUAUAGCAUAUGCCUCUCGAUGCAGCCUGAUUGGAAAGCUCAGAAUGAAAAGUAAGGGAGGGGGAAAUGUUGCAAUUGCCGAGGGGGGGGAUUUCUUUUCUUUUUUUCUUUCUUUUCGACGU